This is a messenger RNA of Ochotona princeps (American pika), 3892 nucleotides long. It is a transcript of the gene GAK, whose product is annotated as cyclin G associated kinase. Gene Ontology annotation, molecular function: ATP binding; protein serine/threonine kinase activity; AP-2 adaptor complex binding. NCBI's taxonomy places the organism in Eukaryota, Metazoa, Chordata, Mammalia, Lagomorpha, Ochotonidae. Gene Ontology annotation, cellular component: cytoplasm. The transcript has 28 exons. The record is from RefSeq and is a predicted model, not a curated record. Gene Ontology annotation, biological process: protein phosphorylation; regulation of clathrin-dependent endocytosis; positive regulation of Notch signaling pathway. Bases 81 to 3824 code for a protein of 1247 amino acids.
CCGGACCCGAGCGCGGCCGCCUGUCCGUCCGUCCGCCCGUCCGUCCGUCCUGCGGCGCGGGAGCGGGAGUGUCCGGCGCCAUGUCGCUGCUGCAGUCCGCGCUGGACUUCCUGGCGGGCCCAGGCUCCCUGGGUGGCGCCGCUGGCCGCGACCAGAGCGACUUCGUAGGGCAGACGGUGGAGCUGGGCGAGCUGCGGCUGCGGGUGCGGCGAGUCCUGGCCGAGGGAGGGUUUGCGUUCGUGUACGAAGCCCAGGACCUGGGAAGUGGCAGAGAGUACGCCCUGAAGAGGCUACUGUCCGACGAGGAGGAGAAGAACAGAGCCAUCAUCCAGGAAGUCUGCUUCAUGAAGAAGUUGUCCGGCCACCCCAACAUUGUUCAGUUCUGUUCUGCAGCGUCGAUUGGGAAGGAGGAAUCGGACACUGGGCAGGCCGAGUUCCUGCUACUCACUGAGCUCUGCAAAGGGCAGCUGGUGGAGUUUCUCAAGAAAACAGAAUCGCGAGGCCCCGUGUCAUGUGACACAGUCCUGAAGAUUUUCUACCAGACCUGCAGAGCUGUGCAGCACAUGCACAAGCAGAAGCCACCAAUCAUCCACAGGGACCUCAAGGUGGAAAACUUGCUGCUGAGCCAUCAGGGAACCAUUAAACUCUGUGACUUCGGCAGUGCCACGACCAUCUCACACUAUCCCGACUACAGCUGGAGCGCCCAGAAGCGGGCACUGGUGGAGGAGGAGAUCACGAGGAACACCACGCCCAUGUACAGAACACCAGAGAUUGUGGACUUGUACUCCAACUUCCCCAUCGGCGAGAAGCAGGACAUCUGGGCCCUGGGCUGUGUCCUGUACCUGCUGUGCUUCCGGCAGCAUCCUUUUGAAGAUGGGGCGAAGCUGCGGAUUGUCAACGGAAAGUACUCGAUCCCCGCGGAUGACACGCGGUACACGGUGUUCCACGGCCUCAUCCGCGCCAUGCUGAGGGUCAACCCCGAGGAACGCCUGUCCAUCGCUCAGGUGGUGCACCAGCUGCAGGAGAUUGCAGCCGCCCGGAAUGUGAACCCCAAGGCGCCCAUCACAGAGCUCCUGGAGCAGAAUGGGGGCUACGGGAACGUCGCACUCUCCCCUGUGAGCAGCAGCCAUGGUGGAGGUCUGGCCCUGGCCGAGUUGGACCAGCCCUAUGGCGGGUUCCUGGACAUCCUGCGAGGGGGGACUGAGCGGCUCUUCACCAACCUCAAGGAUACCUCCUGCAAGGUCAUCCAGUCUGUGGCCAACUAUGCCAAGGGCGACCUGGACAUCUCUUACGUGACCUCCCGAGUAGCCGUGAUGUCAUUCCCAGCAGAAGGUGUGGAGUCAGCCUUAAAAAAUAACAUUGAGGAUGUGCGGCUCUUCCUGGACUCGAAGCACGCAGGACACUACAUGGUCUACAACCUGUCGCCAAGGACGUAUCGUGCCUCCAAGUUCCACAACCGGGUCUGCGAGUGUGGCUGGGCAGCCAGGCGGGCGCCCCUCCUGCAUAACCUCUAUAGCAUCUGCAGGGACAUGCACAGCUGGCUCCGCCAGGACCCCAAGAAUGUCUGCGUCGUGCACUGCAUGGAUGGGAGAGCCGCAUCCGCCGUGGUUGUCUGUGCCUUCCUGUGCUUCUGCCGGCUCUUCAGCACCACUGAGGCUGCUGUGUACAUGUUUAGUAUGAAGCGCUGCCCGCCAGGAAUUUGGCCAUCACACAAGAGAUACAUUGAGUACGUGUGCGACAUGGUGGCCGAGGAGCCCAUCACACCCCACCGCAAGCCUGUCCUCCUGCGGGCUGUGACCAUGACGCCCGUGCCACUGUUCAGCAAGCAGAGGAGCGGCUGCCGGCCCUUUUGCGAGGUGUACGUGGGGGAUGAGCGUGUGGCCACCACCUCCCAGGAAUAUGACAAGAUGAAGGAUUUCAAAGUGGAGGAUGGCAGGGCAGUCAUUCCCCUGGGCGUGACUGUGCAGGGAGACGUGCUUGUGGUCAUCUACCAUGCCAGGUCCACGCUGGGUGGACGGCUGCAGGCCAAGAUGGCAUCCAUGAAGAUGUUCCAGAUCCAGUUCCACACCGGCUUUGUGCCUCGGAACGCAACCACCGUCAAGUUUGCCAAGUAUGAUCUGGAUGCCUGCGACAUCCAGGAGAAAUACCCGGAUUUAUUCCAAGUGAGUCUGGACGUGGAGGUAGAACCCCGAGACCGGCCGAGCCAAGAGGCCCCGCCCUGGGAGAGCGCACGCGCCAAGGGCCUGACCCCUAAGGUCCUCUUCUCCAGCCGCGAGGAGCAGCAGGACACACUGUCCAUGUUUGGGAAGCCUGAGCUCCCUCGCCAGCCUGGCUCCACUGCCCGCUAUGACGCUGAGGUCGAGGGGACGUCACCCGAGGCUGUGCCCACUGAGUCAGACUCCCCGCAGAGCGGCCCAGACGCUGACCACUUCCUGCACACGCUGGACUGGCAGGAGGACAGAGAGCUGGAGCCCGGCGUGGAGGAGGCUGCCUCACCGCCCGGCCCGGCCGUAGACGAGGACAGCAGCGAGGCAUCCACCGAGGGGGAGCCUGGGCCCCAUGAGGACCAGGAGGAAGAAGAGGAACCCAGCCAGGUGGCAGGGCAGGAGUCGCAGGAUGCUGUUGACCUCCUGGGACUGCAUGAGGAGGCAGUCCUGGAGCCAGCAUCCCCCCCAUCUCCUUCACAAGCCCGUGGGGUCCCCUCCAGCAACGCUGAGCUGCUCAGCUCCCUCCUCGGUCCCCCUGAGGCUGCUGUGGAGCGGCCCCCAGAAGACCUGCUGGGCGGGGAGGCCCCUCCCCUCAACACUGCUGACCCCUUCGAGCCCCUGCCGCCGCUGUCCCAGCCCCACGCCCAGCCCGACCUCUUCGGCGCCUUCCUCACAGCAGAGCCCAAGGCUGCAGCACCACCCUUCCCCUCCACACACAGUGCCCCGCCCCCAGCCUGCAGCCCCAACUUCUUGCACCUAGGGGACCUACCCACAGAUCCCAGCAGGAUGACCAGCUCCUCCAGCCACCCAGACCUGCUCGGGAGCUGGGACACCUGGACUGAGGCCGCUGUGGUGCCCCCAGCAGCCAAAGAAGGUCCGCUGGCCCCUCCUGGCCCCCAGCCUGCCCACACGAAAUCUCAGAGCCACGACCCAUUUGCUGACCUUGGUGAGCUCAGCUCCGGCCUCCAAGGUGCAUCUGCUGGUUUCCCUGCCGGGGGCUUCCCACCCAGAACUGGCCCCUCUCCCAAGGGGGCCUGGCAGACAGGUCAGCCACCAGUCCUGGGCCCAUCCCGGCCCCCCCAGGGCAAGGCCCCCUCCAAGGCCAGCACUCAGCCACGGCCCCCCUACACUGGCAGCUUCAGCGUGAUCGGGGGCCGCGAGGAGCGGGGCAUUCGCGCCCCCAGCUUUGCCCAGAAGCCUAGGGUGUCUGAGAGCGACUUUGAGGACUUGCUGUCCAGCCAGGGCUUUGCCUCCAAGGCUGACAGGAAGGGGCCACGGACCAUGGCUGAGAUGCGGAGGCAGGACCUGGCCCGGGCCUCAGACCCGCUGAAGCUCAAGGUCCUGGACUGGGUUGAGGGCAAGGAGCGGAAUCUGAGGGCGCUGCUGUCUACGCUGCACACGGUGCUGUGGGACGGUGAGAGCCGCUGGACGCCCGUGAGCAUGGCCGAGCUGGUGACGCCCGGCCAGGUGAAGAAGCAGUACAGGCGCGCCGUGCUGGUGGUGCACCCCGACAAGGCCGCCGGGCAGCCAUACGAGCCACUUGCCAGGAUGAUCUUCAUGGAGCUCAACGAUGCCUGGUCUGAGUUUGAGAGUCAGGGCUCCCGGCCGCUCUUCUGAGACCCUGGAGGUCGGAGCAGCUCUGGAUAUGAGGCCUGCAGCCCGGGGUGUGGCCCAAAGGGUGCCAC